Pieris macdunnoughi is the source of this 1536-nucleotide messenger RNA. NCBI's taxonomy places the organism in Eukaryota, Metazoa, Arthropoda, Insecta, Lepidoptera, Pieridae. The record is from the annotation of a GenBank genome assembly.
AUGUUGGUUCAAGAAUUUAAAUUGUACGAGAAUAUUUUUAUUGAAACGAACAUACAAGCGGCGAACUACGAUGGAGUUAUUCUUAUACUAUAUCCUCAAGAGAUGGAUGUCGGCCUUCCGCGUCAUAUAAACAGCUUUAUUGACAACGUUUCGAAGCUGGACAAACAUAUAUACAAAGUUCCUACAGUCUGGAAUUGUGACUAUGUGUCUGGAGGUCGUCUCGUACUCUCUCCAACGGGAAAAAUAACGCCAUACCAUGACGUAAGUGUCAUUAAAGAUGCAGCCAAAAAGGGAAUGGCUAGAGCGCUAGACGCUGGAAUGAAGAAACCACUGCUGGUCAUUGAAAAUGUCGUCAAUUUUCCAGAUGGACAGCUCGUCGGUAUCCUUGGUGCGCUGGAAGCCAUGUAUGUACCUUUACAGAUUCGCGAGUUUAAGGACUCGAAGAAUUUUAUCCAUAUAGGAUUCCAUUCAGAUGAAAAAAUUACUGAAGCAUUCGAGAGGGUUGUGAGAAAUGCUUUGGCGUUGGAGAGAUCGAGGAUCUUUGCGCGUGACAUCGCUGGAGGCGAUCCGGAAAGAAUGGCCCCUGCUAAAAUCGUUGAGUAUGUGAAGCACUCGUUCGCUGGUGACACCAACAUAAGCAUCAACGUCAUUGAGGAUCAAGGGGUAAUUGCGAAGGAAUAUCCUCUGUUAGCAGCUGUAUCUAGGGCUGCCAAUAAUGUGGAAAGACAUAAAGCGAGAGUUGUAGAAAUUAAUUACAAUCCUUCUAUUCCAAGCCGCGUGAUUGAAACCCUAUUGUUGGUUGGUAAAGGAGUGACAUACGAUACAGGCGGAGCCGAUGUUAAGAUCUCCGGUAGAAUGGCUGGCAUGUCAAGAGACAAAAGUGGAGCAGCAGCAGUAGCGGGCUUUUUAAAAGCUUGCUCCAUUUUAAAACCACCUCAUCUUAAAGUUACUGGCGUACUCUGUCUAUGCAGGAACUCAAUUGGUGAAGAUUCCUAUGUAGCAGAUGAGUUGCUCAUAUCCAGGAGUGGUAAGUCUGUACGAGUGACGAACACAGAUGCCGAAGGGCGCCUGGCAAUGGCGGAUUCGGUGUUCAAAUGUUCAGAGAUUGCACUAAAGGAACUUAACCCACAUAUCUACACCAUAGCUACGUUGACAGGCCAUGCUAGGGCGUGCUAUGGAAACUAUACAGCUGCGAUGGACAAUCACAGUGCGAAAGCCACAAACCACUCAGGCAAAUUGCAGUUCAGUGGUUCCAGGAUGGCUGAAGGCAUCGAAGUUUCCACCGUAAGAGCUGAAGACUUGGCUAUCAAUAAUGGUAAAUGUAAGGGAGACGACCUGGUUCAGUACGACACUGAUGCGAAAUGUCGUAACCAUCAGUUGGCUGCCGGUUUCUUAAUCAAAGUGGGUGGUGUCGAGGAGAAUAACAUUAAAUACACACAUUUGGACAUCGCUGGUGGAGCAGGCUGUUUCCCAGAGGAGCCAACUGCUGUACCUAUUCUAACACUGUGCCACGCCCAUAAAGUUUUGACUAUGUAA